UAACAAACGAUCAGUAGGUACAAAGUUGUUUACAAAUGGCGGCAUUGCAAGGAUACCCGAAAUGGCUUUUGGACAGUAAAGAAAAUAUAUCUGGAUCUCCUGAAUGGAAGGCAUUUUUGCAUGAGUUACAUGAUGCAAUUCAGCAGCAGCUAACAGAGAGCCAUGUUCAAUACUUUUCAGACCUCUCUGAGGCAGAGAAAGAAUUGUUUAUGCAGAGAGCCACAAAAGCUAUUGAGGGAGGAACAACAUAUUCUAACUUGUACAAGAAAGUAUCAGUUCUGCUGGACCAGAACCUGAAUGAGGAAACAUCACGUCAGUUACUGGAAGAACAUCCGAUUGGAACUAAGUCAGACCUGGUUAUAGAUUUUGCUGAAGAUGGGGCAUUGAGUUUAUUAAAGAAAUGGCCAGAGAUGAAAUCAAAGCUUUCUUUCUGUUUAAAUCAACCGUUGCCAUUCAAAGUGAGACAGCUGGCAUGGAGGUUGUAUCUAACAAAUACUAAAGACCAUUUUGAUGCUGUAAGGAAACAGUACGUAGACUUGUUGAAUUCCGAUGCAAGAAAGGCAAUCUCCCAGUAUGACUACGAGAUAGACCAAAAAUGUCAGCAGCUUCUCAGUUCAGAGAAGACAUUUGGUGAUCUAAGAGGCUCACAAGGUGUGUUCUAUGCAAUGAAAGCUGUAUUGUCAUACUACCACGCCUCCAUGAGAACCAAGACGAGGUUACGUGAUGUUGAUCACAUGCUAGUUGUUCCAUUUGUUACAGUGUCUGCUCCUAAUGUACCAAGGAAGGAACCACCGAGCAGUAGGACUGUAGCUCUACUUGUCGAGGAAUUUCUCACCUUCCAGGACAGUAGACCUGGCUUUGUUGUGGAUUCAGGGUCUGAGACACAUGAGGAAGAGAUGAGAGGAUUUGUAGAUAAAGUUGCUAAACUUCUACAACAGUACUUCCCAGAAACACCUAGAGUGAUCGCUGAGAAGUAUGUUCCCUCAAAAGAUAAAAUAGUUGCAACUGAAGCUGGGAGUUUUGCUGUGUUAAAAGAUGGACUAACUAUUCUCAUCAGACCUCUGAUCAGGGCCAUGUUUGUUGGUUAUCUCAGAAUGGACACACUGCUAUAUGUAUGGGACCAGUAUAUGAUAGGUCUCGAUAGCCCAGGGUACAAUGUAGAAUGGCUGGCCAUUGUUACUGCCAUCAUACUGGGGCUUCUCAAAGACAAAUUUAAAGAAUGUCAAACAAGUGUUCAGAUGGAGAUGAUGUUAAAGAAUGAAGGGCCAAAACUCACCAUAGCACAGUUCCAGUAUGAGGUGAAGAAAAAUCAUUAUCCAGAAUUGUACGCAAUGUUACACAAAGAUUUCAAGUCGGCUAUGCCAGUUCUAGAUCCAACACAAGCAAUUCAUCCGCCAUGGAGACACUGGUACAAUGAUCUUAUACCUCCGUACACUCAACCACAUGACAGAAAGACCGCCAGAGAGGAACGUGAAGCUGAGAGAGAACGACGUGGACAACAACAACGUGAUGCUGAGCUUCUCCGUAGAGAACAGGAACAAUCUCAAAGAAAAGACAGUGGAAUACCAGCAUAUGAGGAUCAGGAGUAUAUGAAGUUGGCAGCAGCCGAGAGACAGAGAAUUGAGCUGGAGAAAGCAAGACUGGAGGACCAACUUGCUGAUGAACGUCGACAGCGAGAGGAGGGAGAAAGAAGAGCCAAGGAAGAAAUAGAACAGUUAAAAUUACAAAUGUCAAUGUUAUCUCAAAGACAGCCAUCAAGACCUGUGUCCACAUAUAGUGUGAGCUCUUAUAUCAGUCGUGUAUUGGUACCACCUCCACCAACCCCAGCUUCCUAUGCCUCAGUGCCACCACCACCAGUACAGGUACCUGCUCGUACACCAACACCAGCUCAGUCACCUACAGACCAAUUUAAUCAUGCUAUGCGGGACUUUCUUAAGAAAAUCACUGAUGCGCAAAACAGAAUUGCCCACGCUGAAGGCCAGGACAAGGAGGUGUUAGAUAAAAAGACAGAAGGUUUCUUACAUCAGAACAUCAGAGAUAUCAAACAAGCACAGAUCGAGUUAUUCGGCAAAAAGUUUGAGCCCGGAGAGUUUGACCGCAUGUCGCCAUCAGAGCAACAAGACAAGAGUGACAAGAUGAUGACUUUGAUACAGAAAUGGCGUGAAGAAAGACGUGCAAAGGAUCUCAAACAGGGUCAGAGAUAAGGGUGCUACAACAUAUGUUCAAAUACAGGAAAUCUCAAGAUUUACCAGAUGUCAAAAUUGCAUUCUUAACGCAAGAUGAGGACACUUUUCCAUACUUGUUUGCUUAUACCGAUUGUUCAUCUUUGUAAAAUCAGACAUUGUGUUCACAACACUUGUGAUAAAAUUGUUUUGUUACCAUGGCAACUCGAUAUUUAUUGACAACAGGACAGCUUCAAGUUUGCCACACUGGCAUAGUCACAUUAUUAAUGCAUAGAAUCCAGUAUAUUUUGAAACAUGCUAAAAACAUUGUAGGAGAAUUUUUUUCUUAAAACUUACUGUAAAGAGUUUAUGUUGUACAUGUUUUUAUUAUUUAUUUAAUAUUGCAGUAGAAGCAAUACCUGUGAUAUAUUUUGUUGUACUAUGAUAUUGUUAACAGCCCAAGGCUAGACACUUAAAUGAUGAUGCAGUAAAACUUUGAUGCACUA
Molecule: messenger RNA, 2668 nt
Organism: Mercenaria mercenaria
Lineage: Eukaryota; Metazoa; Mollusca; Bivalvia; Venerida; Veneridae
Exons: 21
Coding region: 36-2204 (722 amino acids)
Source: RefSeq, a predicted model, not a curated record